Molecule: messenger RNA, 940 nt
Organism: Vitis riparia (riverbank grape)
Lineage: Eukaryota; Viridiplantae; Streptophyta; Magnoliopsida; Vitales; Vitaceae
Product: LEAF RUST 10 DISEASE-RESISTANCE LOCUS RECEPTOR-LIKE PROTEIN KINASE-like 1.2
Exons: 1
Coding region: 125-913 (262 amino acids)
Molecular function (GO): polysaccharide binding
Source: RefSeq, a predicted model, not a curated record
CUGACACUCUUUCCAAGUUGCAGGAAAAUUGGGACCACAAGCCUGUUGGGGGAUAAUUUGAUAUCUCUCUCUUAAAUUAAACAUAAAACUGGAGAAUUCCAACUCCGUAUCUCUCUCAAAUGUUAUGAUGUUUAGAGAAGCAAAACUUGUGGCGUUAGCGCUCUUCCACACUUUCUUGCUUGCAAUUUGUGCUGCUAAUGGAAACCAGACUUGCAGACCCUCUUCUUGUGGAGAGAUUCAAAACAUCAGCAACCCUUUCCGAUUGAAAGGUGAUCCAUCUGGGUGUGGUUAUCCUGACUAUGAAUUGGUCUGCGAAAACAAUCGUACUAUGGUAAACUUCUGGGAGGGUCAGAAAUACUAUGUUGCUGAUAUCAACUACGAUCACUCUACCAUUCGGGUAGUGGAUCCUGGGGUCGAAAAGGGCAACUGUCUCUCAACUCAUCUGUAUUCCUUGUCAUAUUACAGCUUGAGUUCAUAUGAUAGAAAUUGGGAGGAAGUGACCAAUACAACGGUUUUGAUGAACUGCGAGCAGCCAAUAAGUGAUGGCAACUAUAUUCCUAUCACUCCUUGCAACAGAAGCAAUGUGACUUCAUCUUCCUCACAAGCAUAUGUUUAUGCACUAGUCGGAGAUUUAAACAUGGAGGUGGGAGAGAUUAAGUAUUCAUGCACCAUCCUCAGGACUAUUGCUACUCGAUUCUUGAAGCACGGCAAUCUUUCAAUGUCAGAUUUGCAAGAAGUGCUGCUUCUGGGGCUUGAUCUUUCAUUUUUGAGCUUCCGCUGCAAAAGCGAAUGCGAGGUGAAAGGGCUAGACUGCGAGCGGAAUUAUAGCAAUUAUACCGUACAGUGCACCAAACGUAUGAGCAAUGUUUAUUUUUAUCCAUUCAUGUAUUUAUUUUGCUUCAACAUUUUAUAACUAAUAAUAUUUGCUUAAUUGGUUUGA